This is a messenger RNA of Funneliformis geosporum, 2088 nucleotides long. NCBI's taxonomy places the organism in Eukaryota, Fungi, Glomeromycota, Glomeromycetes, Glomerales, Glomeraceae. The record is from the annotation of a GenBank genome assembly.
AUGGGCGGAGAGGACGAGUUUUAUGUUCGUUAUUACACUGGUCACAUGGGACGUUAUGGUCAUGAAUUUCUUGAAUUUGAGUUUCGUGCCGAUGGACGAUGUCGUUAUGCAAAUAACUCAAAUUAUAGAAAUGAUAGUUUGAUAAGAAAAGAGAUGUAUGUAAGUCCGUUAAUGAUGAAAGAAUUGAAACGGAUAAUCCAAGAAAGUGAGGUCAUGAAAGAAGACGAUUCGCGAUGGCCAAAAAAGAAUGUUGUUGGACGACAAGAACUUGAAAUUCGGUUAGGCAACGAACAUAUUUCAUUUGAGACUGCAAAGAUUGGAUCGCUUGUAGAUGUACAAGAAAGUGAAGAUCCUGAAGGAUUACGCGUAUUUUAUUAUUUAGUGCAAGAUCUCAAAUGUCUGGUGUUUUCUCUUAUUGGAUUGCAUUUUAAGGUAAAAUCUUUUAAAUUCAUUUUGCAUUUUGCGUUGAGUUUAUUCUCAAAUCCUUCUAUUCAAAAUAUUAUGGCUAAAGGAGACGGACCAGAAUCAAGUAAAAAAGCCGAAAAGAGUUCUGGACUUAUCUUGACAGAUAAGUCUUCUGGCACCACCUGGUCUUUACCAGCUCCAGAAAAGGGUUUAGGCGAUGUUCCAGCACAACCCACAGCUGUAGUUGUUUUACCAAGAAGUUCAAAUACUCAAUCUCUUACGAUAUUGGAUAAUCGUACCAAUAAACUCUAUGAAAUUCCAAUAGACAACAAUACUAUACCCGCGACUAAAUUCAAAGAUAUUACUGCGGAUCCUGUUCCUGGAUCUCGAGAGGAGGAUGAGAGUCGUAAAGGAUUAAGAGUAUACGAUCCAGCGUUUCAAAACACUGCGGUCGCGCACUCCAAAAUCACUUACAUCAACGGCGAUACUGGCGUUUUAAGAUAUCGGGGUUACCCCAUUGAACAACUCGCCGAAAAGUCUACAUACCUUGAAGUCGCAUAUCUUUUGAUUUAUGGCGAAUUGCCAUCAAAGGAACAAUUUUCGAAUUUUUCUCAUGAAGUUAUGCAUCAUACGUUUGUACAUUUUAAUGUCACUCAAUUAAUGCGUAAUUUCAAUUACGAUGCACAUCCUAUGGGACUGUUCAUUAGUGGUAUUGCUGCUAUGAGUACUUUUCACCCAGAUGCUAAUCCGGCCUUGGCUGGAUCUGAUCUGUUUAUUCGUGAUGAAAAAGUACGAAAUAAACAAAUCUUCAGACUUCUAGGAAAAACACCAACUUUGGCCGCUAUGGCAUAUCGUCAUCGUAUUGGCCGUUCGUAUAACCCUCCACAAAAUAAUCUUUCAUAUACAGAAAAUUUCUUGUAUAUGCUUGACCGAUUGUCGGAAGAGAAUUACAAACCAAAUCCAAAAUUAUCCAAAGCUCUUGAUAUUUUAUUUAUUCUUCAUGCAGAUCACGAAUUGAAUUGUUCUACAGCAGCAAUGCGUCACAUAGGCUCCUCUUUAGUUGAUCCAUAUAGUGCGAUUUCCGGUGCUUCAGCUGCUUUAUAUGGUCCACUUCACGGGGGAGCUAAUGAAGCAGUGUUGAGAAUGUUAGAAGAAAUUGGAUCAGCUGAUAAGGUUCCAGGAUUUUUGGAAGAAGUAAAACAAAGAAAAAGAAAAUUAUUUGGAUUCGGUCAUAGAGUAUACAAGAAUUAUGAUCCCCGUGCAAAGAUUAUUAGAAAUAUUGCUUAUGAGGUAUUUGAUGUAUGUGGACGUGAAUCUCUUAUUGACGUUGCAGUUGAAUUGGAGAAAGCUGCAUUGGAAGAUGAAUAUUUUGUAAAAAGAAAACUUUACCCUAACGUUGACUUUUAUUCUGGAUUGAUUUAUAAAGCAAUGGGUUUCCCAACAGAUAUGUUCCCAGUAUUAUUUGGAUGGUUAGCUCAUUGGAAAGAAUCCUUAGAAGAUAAGGAAUCAAAGAUUUGGCGUCCAAGACAAGUUUAUGUUGGGGAAAGUGUCAGAUCUUAUAUCCCAUUAGAACUUCGUGAAGAGGAAGGAAAAGGAGAGGAUGUUUCCAAAGUUUCGCAUCCGUUUAGUAAAAGAAGUUCGGUAGCCGAAUUUGAAAAUAAAAAAUCUAUAUCCAAGUUAUAG